AUGAAUAAAUCAAUUUUUUUAUUAUUCACUUUAAUUAGUUUUGUAUUUUCUCAACAAUUAUUUGAAAUUAAUUAUUAUCAAUAUGAAGAAGGCCAAUGUGAUGGAAGCCAAGAUGGUAGUGGAUCUUUAGAAGCUUGUGGCCACCCAAGUAAUAUUGUAAGCACAGCAUAUGCCAAAUUUGAAGAAUGUUUACUUUUCAAUGGUGGUUUCUCAAGAUUAAGUUUAGUUUCUUCAAAUACAGUAAACUAUACAGUAUUUUAUCAUGGUUGUGAUGAAGGAGUACAACAAAGUGAAAUUAUAGAAAUUGGAUCAUGCUAUGCAAAUUGUCAAGAUGCAGCUGCUCAAAAUUCAUUUUCAAUCUCAAUUAUUGAUGAAUCAUCAGUUGUAAUUCCAAAUUCAAAUUCUUUUGCAACUAUUUAUUAUGGUGGAGAUUGUAAUGGUGAUUGGAAAUCCAAUUAUACUUUUAUUGAAUUUAUGAAUACUAAUAUAUGUGUAAAUGAAGGUGUUUAUGGUUCGUUAAUGUUAAAGUGCAAUCCAAUUAUAAACCAACUCACUAUUCAUUCUUAUGAUACACAAAAUUGUGAAGAUCAAUUAUCAGCAACUGAAGUUCCAUUGUCACUAGAAAACUGCAACUAUUUUAAUGAUGACAUGAAUAUGGCAUUAUAUUGCAAUUAA
This is a messenger RNA of Dictyostelium discoideum AX4, 675 nucleotides long. RefSeq lists its product as hypothetical. The record is from RefSeq and is a predicted model, not a curated record. NCBI's taxonomy places the organism in Eukaryota, Evosea, Eumycetozoa, Dictyosteliales, Dictyosteliaceae. The coding region runs from base 1 to 675 and encodes 224 amino acids. The transcript has 3 exons.